AUUAGAUAUAAACAUUGCGUCUAGAUAGAUUUUUCAGCGUUUUUAGUCGCAUUAAUAAACGAAAUUAAUAUCCGAGAUAAAAGAAUUGAUUGCGCUUUUGAAAAGGAUUCUACGACUUCAGUAGUUGACCAAUGUCUUCGUAUCUCGUAGUCGCCUCUGCUGCCAAUUACUGUGUUCUUAUUCCCAACAUAACCUUCAAUUUUAUAAACGGUAUUACGAUAAAAAUUAGUUUGCUAUUGCAUGAUGAAAUGGGAAUUUAGCGAAAGUGGUGUGAAAGAAACGUAGAAGGAUAAUAAUAAAUAUGAUCACAUAUUGAUAUUAAAUAGUCUGUAAGAUUUGAAAUGGCGGAGAAGGAGGUAGAUGAAAGGAGUUUGGUAAGAACUGCGACGACGACGACGAGUGACGAAGUACCUCAGAACUUAGAAACUCUAUCCUCCGAUACAAAUCCCUCGCACAUCGAAGCUCCACUACCUCCCGUUAAAGAAAAAAAAAUUGAGGUAUUGCUCAAAGCGACCGGAGAUGCCCCUAUAAUGAUGAAAAAGAAAUGGGUCGUAAGCCCUGAUAAUACUAUUGGAUGGAUUUCAGAAUUUAUUAAGAAAUGUAUUAAAUUGGGAGCCGAAGAAAGAUUGUUCUUAUAUAUUAAUCAAACUUUUGCACCAGCUCCGGACCAAACUGUGAAAAACCUUUAUGAUUGUUACGGAACAGAUGGGAAACUCAUAAUUCACUAUUGUAAGACUCAGGCUUGGGGUUGAAAAUUGCAACGCUAUUAAUGAAAAAGGAAAUUUCUCAAUUGGCAAUGUUUUUAUAUUUUUUCUUCCGA
Molecule: messenger RNA, 820 nt
Organism: Ceratosolen solmsi marchali
Lineage: Eukaryota; Metazoa; Arthropoda; Insecta; Hymenoptera; Agaonidae
Gene: Atg12
Product: Autophagy-related 12
Exons: 4
Coding region: 342-752 (136 amino acids)
Biological process (GO): autophagy of mitochondrion; glycophagy; piecemeal microautophagy of the nucleus
Cellular component (GO): phagophore assembly site membrane; cytoplasm; autophagosome membrane
Molecular function (GO): Atg8-family ligase activity
Source: RefSeq, a predicted model, not a curated record